Molecule: messenger RNA, 1358 nt
Organism: Hibiscus syriacus
Lineage: Eukaryota; Viridiplantae; Streptophyta; Magnoliopsida; Malvales; Malvaceae
Product: palmitoyl-protein thioesterase 1-like
Exons: 13
Coding region: 224-1243 (339 amino acids)
Cellular component (GO): intracellular membrane-bounded organelle
Molecular function (GO): thiolester hydrolase activity
Source: RefSeq, a predicted model, not a curated record
GAUACGGAAUUCAGAAAAGCAAUCGAGGCUAGCAUGGAUCUUCUUCACCAUUCAUUUAGCUAAUCUCACAUGGAACUAUUUUAGCUGUAUUUGGUGUACAUACGAUUUGUUGUCGAUCUCAAACCCCCAAGAAUUCUAAGUUUUCUUGCGAAAUCCCAGGAACCAGCUCCUUUUUGGAUUCUUGCAAACUAGUGAGCCACUUUAUUUCUAUAUUUUACCAGCAAUGGCAUCUGGUUUGCAGUCAACUACUUUCGUCUUCUUCUUCAUUAUCACACUGGUUCUUAUCCCAGCCACACACGCCGUUCCCUUCAUCGUAUUGCACGGCAUUGGUGAUAAAUGCACUCAUCGAGGAAUCUCCGAAUUCACUGAGGUUUUAAGCAAGUGGUCUAAUUCUCAAGGCUACUGCGUUGAAAUCGGAGAUGGAUCUUGGGAUUCAUGGACAAUGCCUCUCUCUGAACAGACAUCAAUUGUUUGUGAGAAGGUGAAAAAAAUGAGUGAACUUAGCAAGGGUUACAAUAUAGUUGGACUGUCUCAGGGUAAUUUGAUUGGUCAAGGGGUUAUUGAAUUUUGUGAUGGAGGGCCCCCUGUCAAGAAUUUCAUAUCAAUGGGAGGGCCCCAUGCUGGUACGGCGUCAAUUCCCUUUUGCGGAUCUGCUCUGAUAUGCUUACUUCUGGAUAGCAUAAUCAAGCUUGGAAUCUAUAGCAACUAUUGCCAGGAACACUUGGCUCCUAGUGGUUAUGUUAAAAUUCCAACUGACAUGACUGACUAUCUUGAAGGAUGUAGAUUCCUCCCGAAACUCAACAAUGAAAUCGAUGGUUUGAGAAAUUCUACUUACAAGGAGCGGUUUGCCAGUUUGCAGAAUCUGGUUCUUAUAAAGUUUGAGGAUGAUACAGUUUUGAUACCGAAGGAAACAGCCUGGUUUGGUUAUUAUCCAGACGGGGCCUUUAGUUCCGUAUUGCCCGUACAAGAGACCAAGCUCUAUAAGGAAGACUGGAUUGGCUUGAAAACCUUGGAUGAAGCUGGAAAAGUUAAAUUCGUAAACGUGUCGGGUAAUCAUCUACAGAUCUCGAGAAGUGACAUGAAGAAGUACAUGGUACCAUAUUUGGCAGCCCAGACAGCCGUAUCAACAGGGCACACAUUGACAGAAGCUUCAUCUUAUGAAUGGAUUUCAAGAGUUGGCUACUUUUUCAAGGAUCUAAUUGGCUUGAAUGAGAAUCAACCUUUGCUGCAUACCAUGUACUAAAACCCAAGUGUUUCUUGUCUGAACAAGAUGACAUGUGGGAAAAACUACCUAUCAAGAUGUGUAACUCUGUAUACAUUUUUCUCGAAAUUGAAAUAUGUUUGAUGUUAUGAACCCA